UCACCAAGCAGCUCACACAGCAGAGGGAGGAAGAGGAGGAGGAGAACAGCUGGUGCGGCAGGGUGCACGCAGCGUUUUGCAUGAAAAUAGGAAGGGGAAAAAAAGACAACAGCUUUAACAACAGCAGUCAUACAAUAUGAGACUUGUGUGUGGGGAUGAAGACAUUUGCUGUUUGGACCUCCGGAAUGAACUGUGUGCUUGACAAGUGGAGGAAUGCACGGAUGCUGGGGGUCCGCAUCCCUGUGAGAAAGUUGAGCUAGAGUGGAGAUCAAGUUGAAAGAAAGAAAUUUCGAUUUGUUUGUUCGGUCAGUGAACAGGAAGCUUUCAUUCACAAGUCUUGCAAGACUGGAAGACUAAUUAUUUCCAAGAGGGCAUCAUUUGGUCAUAAUUGCAAAGUCAGUCCAGAGAGAAUGAGGUGUCGUUGGGUGAAGCAUGAGCUCUCAGAGAAUCAGUCAUAAGCGGCUGUCUCUGCUAUGGAUAAGUGCGGCUCUUGGCCUCUGGCUCUGCUGCUGCAGGACGUCAAGGGCCGCCGCCGCCGGAGACGCAGCCGUUGGAGUCGCUGGACCGGGUGACGGCGCCCUCGGCGGCUCGCUCGCCUGGCUUCUUUCGGAUAAAGGACCCUUCCAUCAGUCCUUGGAGUUCACAGAGGCUGCAGAGAGAAACCAGCAGGGCUUUAGCACCAGAUACAAGAUCUACAGGGAGUUCGGUCGAUGGAAGGUCAACAGCCUGGCGGUGGAGAAACGAGACAGUCUCGGUGGCAGUGGCGGCCUAGCUUUGCCCCUCGACCCGGAAUUCAUGCACACCAUCCGCCAGCUGGGAAGGCGUCCGACCCUGCAGACCAUUACUGAAAGUCUGAUAAAAAAAUAUGGCACCCACCUCCUCCUCGCUGCCACUCUGGGAGGGGAGGAGUCCUUAACCAUUUUUGUGGACAAAAGGAAGCUCGGUCAGGAAUCUUCGGCUGUGAGUGCUGAGGGCGGUAAAAGCAAGAACGCGACCGAACCGAUUACACUGGAGGCGCUCCACCAGCUGGCGGCCUCCUACUUCACCGACAGAGAGAGCACCCUACGCAGGCUCCACCACCUCCAGAUCGCUUCGACCGCCAUACGGGUAACUGAAACCAGAACUGGGCCACUUGGUUGCAGCAACUAUGACAAUCUGGACACAGUCAGCUCUGUUCUGGUUCACAGCCCAGAGAACAAGGUUCAGCUACAAGGGCUGCAGGUCGUCCUCCCUGGUUACUUGCAGAGCCGCUUCAUUCAGGCGGCUCUCAACUACAUUGGCUGUAAAUCCGAGGGUCAUUUUAUGUGCCAAAACAGUGAAUGCUGGUGUGAGUGUAGUGCGGACUUUCCGCGGUGUAACUGUCCUCACGCUGACCUGGACACUCUGGAAAACAACCUAUUGCGCAUCAGAGAAGCCUGGAGGCGGAUCAACGAGGAGUUCGAGGAGUCUGAGGAGUUCCAGAGCUUUGUUGGGAAGCUGCCAACAUAUUACGCAGUAAACACAUCUGUUGUGGAACACUUAUGGAGGACAGAUGCCAGCCUGCUUCAGCGCUACAGGCAGCUGGAGACCAGAAGCCAGCAGCUCUUCACCAAAACUCACCGCACCGUCAACAAGCUCUUCAGCCUCAGCAAAAGGUGCAGAAAAAAGCCCAAAAUAGUCCUGCAGAGGCCGAGGUCUCUGCACUUCUGGCUGAGCUACACGCUCUCGGUCUUGUACUGCGGUGAGAACAACCAGGUUGGUGUGUACAAUGACGAGAGUCGCAGCUGCUCCUGCCCCUACAGUCAUCCGCCCUGCCAGGGCCUGAUUCCCUGCUCUUUGGGUGAUGGUCCUCGCUGUGCAUCCUGCUCUACUGAGAACCGCACACGAUGUUCCAGCUGCAACUCGGGCUUCACCCUCAACCAGGGAACCUGCAGACAUGCAGUACCCGACCCUACGGACCCUUACCUGGGCUUGGAGAGCGAUCAAGACUUGCACGACAUGGAGCAGCGCUACCUGCUUCAGCGACGCGACCCACGCAUCACUCUGCACGCGGUGUUUGUGAGCAAUGAUGUGAGGAUUAAUACUUGGUUUGACCCUUCGUGGAGGAAGCGAAUGCUGCUGACCUUGAAGAGCAACCGGGUGAAAUCGAAUCGAGUUCACAUGCUCCUUGGACUCGCCCUGCAGUUUUGCCUCACCAGGAACAGCACCCUUGAGCCGGCAUUUUCUCUGUUCGUGAACCCAUUCGGGGGCAGCCAUUCAGAGAGCUGGACCAUGCCUAUAGGCCAGCAUGGAUAUCCAGACUGGGAGCGGACCAAAUUGGACAUUCCCUUGGACUGCUAUAACUGGACGUUGUCUCUUGGAAACAGAUGGAAGAGCUUUUUUGAGACAGUUCAUUUCUACCUGAGGAGCCGAAUCAAGGAGGGAAUGGCAAUAGGAAGCAAGAACACUUCAGUGGACGAUGAGCCUCUGGAGGAAACAGAGCAACCCAACAAUAUUGGCUACAUGAAAGUGAACAGCAUGCAACUGUUUGGAUACAGCGUGCAUUUUGACCCAGAGGCAAUCCAGGACCUGAUUCUGCAGAUAGACUACCCGUAUACUCAGGGAUCACAGGACUCGGCUCUGUUGCAGCUCGUUGAGUUGCGCUACAGGGUAAACCGCCUCUCCCCUCCGGGCGCCCCCCACGUGGAUCUUUUUGGCUGUCUGCUCCGCCACAGACUUAAACUCUCCAGUGCAGACGUGACCAGGAUUCUCACUGCCCUGCAAGUUUUCAGUGCCAGACAACCAAACUACAUGGAGUACGAGGCAACUAAAUUAUGUAGUUAAUGGCUCCCUUUUGAUGUUUUGUAUUCUCUUGCCACAUACAAGCUUGCAUCCUUUUAGCUGGAUCCAUUUGUUGUCAAGUGAGUGAUACAUUGUUCAAGGCUUUGUUGUACAUAAAAUGUAUGCAAUUAAAAUCGAUGCUAAUGUCACUGUAGUUUUAUGGAUUAAAGAUGUUUAACAAUAUCUUCUAUU
Molecule: messenger RNA, 2991 nt
Organism: Dunckerocampus dactyliophorus (ringed pipefish)
Lineage: Eukaryota; Metazoa; Chordata; Actinopteri; Syngnathiformes; Syngnathidae
Product: BMP/retinoic acid-inducible neural-specific protein 3-like
Exons: 8
Coding region: 433-2802 (789 amino acids)
Biological process (GO): negative regulation of mitotic cell cycle; positive regulation of neuron differentiation
Source: RefSeq, a predicted model, not a curated record